GAGAAUAGAAAGGGAGAGAAGGAGAGAAUGUAUGGUCAACGGCAAGUGCUUCCUUGUUCAUGUCCUGGGCCUUUGUGAAUAAACCAUGGGAUGUAUUGGCUCGCGAACACUCACGGCAGAUGGGGUUCCAGUACAGAAGGAUGGGGAACAGCAAUCCAUGGAGGACACGACCUCCAUUUUGCCCCAGCUAAAGAAGCGGAAUUCCAACGCCUACAGCAUUGGUGCUCUGGCUAAGUCCUCACUGUCAGGUGUGUCAGGAGUGUCUCGGUCUAUGAAGGACAAGGUGACAAAGCCGACAGCCAUGGCGCAGGGUCGUGUGGCCCAUAUGAUAGAGUGGCAGAACUGGGGCAUGCAGACGGUGGGACCGGGAGGCUCCAGUGCUGGCCGAAUCUCCACCCGCAAUCUUCAGCACGAGCGUAAGCUGGAGAACGACGCCUACAGUGACCUUAGCGAUGGAGAGAAGGAGGCACGCUUUGCAGCAGGUGUUAUGCAGCAGUUUGCAAUAUCCGAGGCCACUUUGCUAGCUUGGAACUCCAUGGACGGAGAAAGCAUGAGUGCAGGCUCCAACCAAGGCAGUGUUGCCCAUCUGAGUGAGGCCAAUCAGGAGAGCAUCACCAGCCGAGACCAGAUAUUACACCAUUCCUCUGCAGAAGUGUGGCCUCACGCAUACAUCUCGCAGGGCCUCUACUGCCUCUCCUCUUCAGAUGCUUGGGAGCCAAUCAGCAACGAGCAGUCAGGAGUAGCCUCUCCAGCCACAGGCUCCUAUGUCAUGACUGGCGGAACUUCCUGUGAUAGCAGCUAUGAUGGAAAUGCUGCGGCUCACUUCCUAUCACAGCAACAUCAGCAGCAGUUCAUCCAACAACACCAGAGCCAAUUACAACAGAUACAGCAACUACAGCAACUACAGCAGAUACAGCAAUACCAGCAACAACAGAUAAUGCAGUAUCAGCAACAGCAACAGAUAUUGGAACAAAGAAUACAUAGUACCACACAGUCUUUACAGGUUACGCCCAACAGCACCAUCCACAGUCUACCGCCACUCACUCACCCACCCCUGGUGGAUCUGUGGGGGGCAGGGCUUACUGAGACGUACCCGGCUGAAGUAGGUGGGUAUAUCGGCAUGGGUGCAACCAUUGAGGGAAAUCUAACGGCCCCCUCAGAAGACAUGGGAACAGAACACUCACCUUUACUGGAAGCUCAAGAAGAGGACGAGAUCAAGGAGGAAGAGGUAAUGUUAUGCAUGGAACCAGAACCAGUGACUUUAAUUCCUUCUCCAGCUGCACAGAGAGAGGAAGUGACCUCAGCAGUAGGAAGCAGUCCGGGACAGGUCCCUGGGGAAUCAAUCACAGAAUGGAAACCUUCCGAUGUCACACCGUCUGUUAAUGAAAUACUGGAGGAAAAAGAGGAGGAGUCAGAAUCCUCAUCGGCCAGUGCCACGGUAACAAAAUGAGUGUUAGGAGCACCGAGGAGAACUGAGUUCGAUCAACACUUAAUGCUACAUAAUCAACUCUUUGAAUUGAUCCGUCACUUUUCAGGAAUUGCUCCUUUGUGAUGGAUCUUGUGUGACUGCAAAUACAAUAAGGAGAAAAUGAUACGAUUUUCUAACAAAUGUUACACUUCUUAAGAGGAGCACAGGAGGGAGAGAGAGGGGGGAGGAUAAAGGUAUACACAAAGGGGAUUUGGAGAGAUGAGCACAGACAGUGGUUAAACAAAGGUUAAAUACAUGCAUGCUAUUUACAUGGUUGCUACUCUUUGCUAAGAACCUACAUAAACCAUCAUAACAAAAACACCAGAAACACCUGAUACAUACAGCCCAAAAAGGAUAAUUUCUAAUAAAGCAAUUUAAACGUAAUAAACAUAAGGUAUAGUGUAAAGUCGGCUUUGUUUCAGUCAACAGCUUCUUCAUCCUUUAUAGAUAUCACGUAUUAUUAUAGAAGUUAAACUGAUGCCACAGAAAACUAAUUAUGAAAUGGAUUUGAAUACCCAUGGAGCAAAAACUUUCUUUUCCCUAUUGGUUAUUCAUCACCCAUCAAUUCACAGACAUCUGCGCUCGCACGCACACACACACACGCGCACACACACGCACACA
Messenger RNA from Ictalurus furcatus (blue catfish), 2089 nucleotides. RefSeq names its product family with sequence similarity 131 member Bb (gene fam131bb). NCBI's taxonomy places the organism in Eukaryota, Metazoa, Chordata, Actinopteri, Siluriformes, Ictaluridae. The record is from RefSeq and is a predicted model, not a curated record. The transcript is spliced from 8 exons. Bases 86 to 1450 code for a protein of 454 amino acids.